Molecule: messenger RNA, 645 nt
Organism: Solanum dulcamara
Lineage: Eukaryota; Viridiplantae; Streptophyta; Magnoliopsida; Solanales; Solanaceae
Product: protein translation factor SUI1 homolog
Exons: 5
Coding region: 171-512 (113 amino acids)
Biological process (GO): translational initiation
Molecular function (GO): translation initiation factor activity; RNA binding
Source: RefSeq, a predicted model, not a curated record
UUCUAUCGAUCAUUUCACAUUGAAUUGAAAUCCUUAUAGUCUUCUUCCUACACUUAUUUUACUCUCACAUUUCCAAUUUCUCCAUAUCUUAAACCUUCAAAUCAGGUCUGAGCAUUCAAGUUUGAAGAAUUGUGCGUGCUCGUAUCACCCUUUCGUUUCAGCCAAGUUUCAUGUCUGAUCUUGAUCUCCAAGUUCCUAAUGCUUUUGAUCCCUUUGCUGAGGCAAAUGCUGAGAACUCUGGUGCGGGGACAAAAGAUUAUGUGCACAUCCGUAUACAGCAAAGGAAUGGUAGGAAAAGCCUGACAACUGUGCAAGGUUUGAAGAAAGAAUUCAGCUAUAAUAAAAUUCUGAAGGAUCUCAAGAAAGAGUUUUGCUGCAACGGAACUGUUGUUCAGGAUCCAGAACUGGGGCAGGUUAUUCAACUUCAGGGUGAUCAGCGGAAGAAUGUUUCAACAUUUCUUGUCCAGGCUGGGGUAGUGAAGAAAGAACAUAUCAAAAUUCACGGUUUCUGAUUGCCAUCAUCCAUCACCACGUAGUUACACUACUUGUUUCUGUUCAAAAUAAUGCUCUGCUAUGAACUUGCUAAUGUUGUUCUUCUGCUUGUUUGACAUAAGUAAUGCAUUUGUUGUUGCUUUUUCUGCUAAA